Molecule: messenger RNA, 2848 nt
Organism: Diatraea saccharalis (sugarcane borer)
Lineage: Eukaryota; Metazoa; Arthropoda; Insecta; Lepidoptera; Crambidae
Source: the annotation of a GenBank genome assembly
AUGGAUGAAACUACUAUUCAUAUAUCUUUUCUCUAGUUUUUGAGGCAAUACCUACUUCAUUACCAUUACUUUUUAAAAUGACUGCGUUUGAAGAGUUCGGUGUAUUACCCGAACUGGGAAAAGCAAUAGAAGAAAUGGAUUGGACGUUACCCACUGAUGUCCAAGCUGAAGCCAUACCGUUGAUUCUCGGUGGAGGAGACGUGCUUAUGGCAGCCGAAACUGGCAGUGGUAAAACAGGUGCUUUUUGUUUGCCAAUUCUGCAAAUUGUUUGGGAAACUCUUAAGGACAUUCAAGAAGGGAAGACGAGUAAAGUUAUAGCACAGACAUCUUCAGAAUGGACGAUGUCGUUCUUUGACCGUACAGAUGCAUUGGCUGUUACUCCUGAUGGUUUGCGUUGUCAAUCUCGUGACCAGCAGGCCUGGCACGGUUGCCGUGCCACUAAAGGUGUGCACACUAAAGGAAACUAUUAUUACGAAGCCACUGUUACUGAUGAAGGCUUAUGUCGAGUAGGAUGGUCAACUCAAGCUGCUCGGUUGGAUCUUGGUACAGACAGGUUAGGUUUUGGCUUUGGAGGGACAGGCAAGAAAUCAAAUGCUAAACAGUUUGAUGAUUAUGGUACUGCUUUUGGGAAAAAUGAUGUUAUAGGUUGUCUUCUUAGCUUGACAAAUGGUGAAAUUCGUUAUACAAAAAAUGGUGAAGAUUUAGGAGUUGCAUUUAAAUUAGAUCAGUCAAGACGAUUAGACUGCUAUUUCCCAGCUGUUGUACUCAAAAAUGCCGAAAUGAGUUUUAACUUUGGAGCGCAGCCAUUCAAGCAUUCACCACCAAAAGAUUACAUUGCAAUUUGUCAGGCUCCCAAGGAAUUUGUAAAGCAUAAUGUUGUGGCUGCCGGUGCUGCUGCUGACAAUAAACCAGUCAAUAAUGCUCCACAAGCUAUCAUAAUUGAGCCAUCACGUGAAUUGGCUGAGCAGACAUGCACACAAAUCACAAAAUUCAAAAAAUAUCUUGAGAAUCCCACAGUACGUGAGUUAUUGGUAGUGGGAGGUGUCAAUGUUAAAGACCAGAUAAAUCAGCUUUCUGCAGGCAUUGAUAUUGUGGUUGGAACACCAGGACGUCUUGAAGAUUUGAUUCAAGGAGGCUACUUAGCGCUGACCCACUGCAGAUUCUUUGUGUUGGAUGAAGCAGAUGGCCUACUUAAGGCAGGUUAUGGUGAACUCAUUGAAAGAUUACACAGACAGAUCCCAAAAAUAACCUCAGACGGUCGUCGCUUACAGAUGGUUGUUUGUUCUGCUACUCUGCAUGCAUUUGAAGUAAAGAAAAUGGCUGAAAAACUUAUGCAUUUCCCAACGUGGGUGGAUUUGAAAGGUGAAGAUGCAGUGCCUGAAACUGUUCAUCAUGUUGUGGUCAUGGUAGACCCUCAAAAGGACCGUCAGUGGGAAACAUUGCGCAGGCACGUCCAGACAGAUGGUGUACAUGCUAAAGAUAAUAUUCGUAGUGGCAAUACCACGCCAGAGACUCUUUCUGAAGCUGUUAAGAUUCUCAAAGGAGAGUAUUGUAUACGUGCCAUCAGGGAACACAAUAUGGAUAGGGCUAUAAUCUUCUGCCGCACUAAACUAGACUGUGAUAACUUGGAGCGUUACUUCAAAUCCUUUGGCAAGGAGUUCCCGUGCGUUUGCUUGCACGGUGACCGCAAGCCGGCUGAGCGCAAAAGCAAUUUGGAGCAGUUCAAGCAAGCGAAAGUGAAAUUUUUAAUCUGUACCGAUGUCGCUGCUAGGGGCAUCGAUAUAUCCGGAUUGCCUUUCAUGAUCAAUGUGACGCUUCCGGACGAGAAAUCGAAUUAUGUGCACCGCAUCGGUCGAGUGGGACGCGCGGAACGCAUGGGUCUAGCUAUCAGUCUAGUAUCAUCCGUGCCUGAAAAGGUGUGGUACCAUGGUGAAUGGUGUUCUACACGCGGCCGUAACUGUUGGAACACGAAUCUCAUUGAUGACCGACCCAAGGGUUGUUGCAUGUGGUACAACGAACCUCAGUAUUUGGCGGACAUAGAGGACCAUUUGAACAUUACUAUUCAACAAAUUGAGCCAGACAUGAAGGUUCCCAGUAACGAGUUCGAUGGUAAAGUGGUCUACGGUGAGAAGAGAAAGCAAGUCGGAACUGGAUAUCAGUUUUUUAAUGACUCUGAAAUAAGAAGAAAAACUAAAGUUACAGUUAUAAUAACACGUAUAGAUCAUUUAAAGUAGGUCUGGACAACAAAUGGAGCAAACAAGUAACUUUAUGGUAACCAAGAGAGGACACUAGAAGAAAGGGGCGUCCAAAAAUAAGAUGGAAUGACGAUAUCCACCUAACCUUGGGACCUUAUUGGACCAGAGUAGCAGAAGAUAGUUUAGUGGAGAGAGCUGGAGGAGGCCUAUACCAGGAGGCACACCGAAUUGCGAGACAUACUAUAACUAAACAAACCCUGAAAAAUUGUAUCUUCAAAGUUGUAGCAAGUUCGGAAGAAUGGGCCUUAAUUUUAUAUUAUUACUAGCUGACCCGACAGACUUCGUCCUGUCAAAAAGAUUUGUAAUGUGGCAGUUUUUUUGCCUACGUAUUUAAAAAAAUUCUCCUGAACAGAACCGUCACCCUGGUGAUAGGGCGUUGUGAAUAAAAAAUAAUUAAAUAAAACAUAUAUAAGGAUUUAAAAGAUCACGUUAGCCAAAUGGCGCCGGUUGUACGAUCACUGCAGGAACUAGAGUCGCAAGCGCAACUGUAUUAUCUCAAAAUGCAUCAUAAUGUUACUAUAGCGUAAAUUUUUGCAAACAAUAUUUAUUACAAUUAUUUAAGAAACUUGAAAUAAAUAUUUCAAUGUAUCAGU